CGCUCGGUCCACAGUCCUCGGCCGCAGAACGGAGCCAGCGCCGCCUGAGCCUGAGCCCAGCCGGAGCCACCCGACCGCCUUUGUCUGCACCGCGCGGCCAGAGCCGCGGCCCUCGAGUCGGGGACGGCUCCCCCCGCGGCUUGCGCGGGCCGAUGCCCCCGCAGCAGGGGGACCCCGAGUUCCCGGGCCGCUGCGAGGCGCCGCCCGUGCCGCCCCGCCGGGAGCGCGGGGUCCGUGGGCCCGGGGCGCCGGGGGGCCGGGGGCGCGCGGGCGGCCCCGAGGGGCACGGCGUCAAGUGCGUGCUGGUCGGCGACGGCGCCGUGGGCAAGACCAGCUUGGUGGUGAGCUACACCACCAACGGCUACCCCACCGAGUACAUCCCCACCGCCUUUGACAACUUCUCGGCUGUGGUUUCCGUGGAUGGGCGGCCCGUGAAACUCCAGCUCUGUGACACUGCAGGACAGGAUGAGUUUGACAAGCUCCGGCCUCUGUGUUACACCAACGCCGACAUCUUCCUCCUGUGCUUCAGUGUUGUGGGUCCCUCCUCCUUCCAGAACGUCAGUGAGAAAUGGGUGCCAGAGAUUCGGUGCCACUGUCCCAAAGCCCCCAUCAUCCUUGUGGGGACACAGUCGGACCUCAGAGAAGACGUCAAAGUCCUUAUCGAGCUGGACAAAUGCAAAGAGAAGCCGGUACCCGAGGAGGCGGCCAGGUUGUGUGCCGAGGAGAUCAAAGCCACCUCUUACAUUGAGUGCUCGGCCUUGACUCAGAAGAACCUCAAAGAGGUCUUCGAUGCAGCCAUUGUAGCCGGCAUUCAGUAUUCGGACUCCCAGCUGCAGCCAAAGAAGUCCAAGAGCAGGACUCCCGACAAGAUGAAGACCUUAUCCAAGUCCUGGUGGAAGAAGUACUGCUGUUUCGUAUGAUGCUAAUGGGGACCCCAGCGGGCUGUGUUCUGACAAAACCCGCACUAGAGGCUAUAUUAGCUGACGUGACUCUUUGGCUGUGUAGGACCUGUAUAGCGAGUGCAUGUAUAUAUGGAUUAUAGGAGGUGCUCCAAUUUAUGUGAUUCUUUCUUGCCUUUGACCUUCUUGUUUGUUUGAGCUGAGGGAUGAGAUACUUAUGCAAGAUAUCUUGAAGUAAGUUAAGAAUUUUUCAUAACUCUGGAAAUUUAGAGCUUUAGACCUUUUGAUUAAUUUAUAUCUAAUAUGAAAAAGGCACACCUCAGAUCUGGGUGUCCAGAGUGAAAGUUUGCUAUGAGAUAACACACGGAAGAACAAAGAGGAAAUGGUGUGGUUAGCCAUCCCUUCACUGAAGGCUGGUCAGAGUAACUCAGCUCUGAAACCUUAUACUUUUUUCCCCUUUGUUUUAAGGAAAAAAAAAUCUGGGGAAAAAAAAAAGAUUUCUGCCUGUAAAACCUCAAAUCAGACACUUUGGUUAUAUUCUUAUACCCCGUUGCUUAAGAUUUAAAAACAACCAACAAAAAACAUCCCACUGACAAUGGUGCUAUAUAGACCAAAAAGGAAAAAUUGUUGAUGGGGGUUUUUCAUCCUGAGAUCAUGUGAACAGCCAGAAUGCCGUGAGGAGUACAGUGGUAGCCCGCAGCUCUCUUUUCUUUAGGGAACGACUCACACUGAAAUCAGUGUGGUGUUGCUGCCAUGCGCGUGAGCCAAGCUGCCUGAACCUCUAUGAUGGCUGCGCUCAGGAGCCCUGCCUGGAUUGGUCCUAAACUUCUGGGCCUUCCCUGCCCUGUCUGCAGAGAAACGAACACUCUAGCAGGCUGUAGCAGGCAGGUGUUUUGGGAAAUGAAACAAAAUGUCUUUGUUUUUUGUUUUUUUUUUAAGUCAGUCCAAAGGUACUUCUUUGUGUACACAUAUGAACACAGAUAUAUAUGUGGCUGUUCUUGCUGCUGAUUCAGACGUUUAACUAUGGAAAAAAAAACGUGUCCACAGGAACAGCUGUGAUGGAAGCCUGGCUUCCUCUUUUAACACGUUUUGAAACAGAACUCUUUUUAAUGAUAUCUGAGAUGUGAUUCUAAGUGUAUCUUCACACAUUUUGGAGCCCAUGUUAAAACAUGUACAUCUCUUAGAACCUGUUUUAAAAUUAAUGCCUCUUGAAACCUACUAAAGCCACAGACACCUCUCAGGGAGCUGGCAGCAGAGGUCAGGGGCCAUGGAGGUGGCGGUGGCAGGGACCACAGUGCCCUUGCUCAGCACUUUCUACACUGUAGAACAGUCAGAAAACCACAGAUUGUGACAUAUUUGUGUUGUUGCAGAUGGUGGCUUUUAGGGCUUUAUGUUUUGGAGGAAAAAAAGUGCCACAUCCAGAGAGCAGUUUUACUCUGGGAUGGGGUUGCUUCUGAGUUGCUGAGAAGUAGCCAAAUACAUCGAGUUGUGAUGUCAGGCUUGCACUGGUGAUGAAGAUCUACCAAAAUCAACCAGUAACUGGGGAAAUUUCUCUAGUGCCAACAGGUAGAGGAGUUUAUCUUUCUGUGGAUCUUGUCCUUUUUAUAUUAAAAAAAAUCUAAUUUGUGUUUCUUCAUAUAAAAAGUAAAUGAUCAGGCUAUACUUUAGGUUAGGGGCUUCUUUUUUUCUGUUAGUAAAUAAAAUUAACUAAUUUCUUCAUUUAAAAACUGAAAUACAUACUGUUUACUAUUUAUUUUUCAGUACAUUGAAAUUGAUAUCAUAGUUUCCUGAAGCAUUUAGUUACAACCUGAGUGAAUAAAAUUACUUCAUUUGUGGAAAUGCCACAAACA
This is a messenger RNA of Bubalus bubalis (water buffalo), 2749 nucleotides long. RefSeq names its product ras homolog family member U (gene RHOU). The coding region runs from base 153 to 920 and encodes 255 amino acids. Gene Ontology annotation, biological process: small GTPase-mediated signal transduction. The record is from RefSeq and is a predicted model, not a curated record. NCBI's taxonomy places the organism in Eukaryota, Metazoa, Chordata, Mammalia, Artiodactyla, Bovidae. Gene Ontology annotation, molecular function: GTP binding; GTPase activity. The transcript is spliced from 3 exons.